Messenger RNA from Triticum dicoccoides, 1183 nucleotides. Its product is annotated as translation initiation factor IF-2-like. The transcript is spliced from 2 exons. The coding region runs from base 403 to 897 and encodes 164 amino acids. The record is from RefSeq and is a predicted model, not a curated record. Lineage: Eukaryota; Viridiplantae; Streptophyta; Magnoliopsida; Poales; Poaceae.
UCCGCAGCACCGCCACUCCACUGGGCCUCUCCUUCCACCUUGGGAUCUUCCCAGAUCCCUCCCGAUCCACCCACCUACCUCCCUUGGUUUUCCGCGCCGCCCAAAUCCCAGCAACCACCCACCUCCUCCUCUCGAUCCAUCCUCUUGCCCAACUUCAGAUCAGGAGGCUCCAUCUCGAGCUCCUCUGCUUCUCCCCAAGCGCCCGAGACCUACCUCUUCUCCCCUCGAUCCUGAAGGGAUCAUGUAGCUGCUCGAGGCCCAGAGCAGGAGCGCUCGGCCUCGUCCCCUCGCGCCGUCGUCGCCGGCAACCAGCUCCUCCAAGCUGCCCCCAUCUCUGCACCCGCCCUGAGCGCCUCCCGCUUACCCGAGCACACGCGGGACUCCUCGCUCCUGUCGUCAACCAUGCGCCCGUCGUCCCCGAGCCAGGAGCCCCUUGUUCGAGCGCCAACUACCUCCUCCCGCUUGUCACCUCGCCGGAGAUCCUUCCUCGACGCCGAGAUCGCCAAGCCCCGCCACCAGGGACCUCCUAUGUGCCCCGUCGACAGUGCCAGCGCAGCAACGCCUCAUCCACUCACCGUCUUCUCCGCCCGAGGGCCUCCCCUGUCCGACGCCAGGGACGCCGUGUCCCCAAGCAGCAACAUCAGUCCCGAGCCCCGCUGCAUCCCCUCGACCGAACCUCACCGGCGACCCGCAGGAGCCCUGCCAGGGAUCUCCAAGUCUGUGGCCGCCGGUUUGCCUCCGCCCCACGCCCGCAGAACCUCACCACCGGUCAGACCGGCCCCACCUCGUCGGAUCCACGCUCGUCGGCCUCCACCGCAAGUUUUAGGCCGCUGCUGCUCUGCUUUCUGUCGGGCAGAGGAACGCACCCUGCUUUCCCUGCCUUGCUUGAUCUCCUAGAGGAGAGGACGAGCGCGUUGACCGCGCCAGCCCGUCUACCCGCUGCACCAACUGGGCCGAAGCCCAUGGUGAGCCUCUUGAGAGCCCCUCUGCCCUGUGCACUAUUGGUCUAGUACAAGUUUCAGCCCGUGGACAUUUUUAUCGGUUCUGGACGAUUUGCUAAUUAUCCAGAGUUUUAUAGUUUACAAAAAACCCUCCAUGUUCAUGCAUAUCAUAUCUCACCAAUCGUGUGUCGGAUUAAAAUGAUUUAAAUAUGUAAAAUGCUUAAAACUUAAUCUAGUUUCAU